Messenger RNA from Clarias gariepinus (North African catfish), 3938 nucleotides. RefSeq names its product NLR family pyrin domain containing 12-like (gene nlrp12l). Bases 149 to 3562 code for a protein of 1137 amino acids. The record is from RefSeq and is a predicted model, not a curated record. Gene Ontology annotation, molecular function: protein binding. Lineage: Eukaryota; Metazoa; Chordata; Actinopteri; Siluriformes; Clariidae. The transcript has 15 exons.
GGAAGUUAGAGGAAGUGAAAUGACUAGUUAAACAAGUCUGACGUUAUUUCAGCCGCAACACACUGUAGCUUCACUUGAAGCAACCAAGCAGGCAAGGAUUGAGGAAGAACAUGGAUUGAGGCAGUUUGGAAGAACGAAUGACUUCAUAAUGGAAACAUACGGAUAUUCACAAUUACAGUCUACAGUGAAUCACUGUGGAGAAAGUGCUCCUAAAAUUGCCAGGUUGGACAAGUUGGAUGGACCAAGCUGCAUCUCUGUGAAGAGUUCGAGUUCAAUGCUGGAUCCGAUUGAAUUUAAAAAAGCAGCUGGCCUCAUACAAGGAAAUACGUGUCUGGCAUCAGUGCCCAAACCUGUGGCUGCAACAACCAAGGGUAUUUUCAGAGACCAAAGGAAUCAUGCUGAUGGCUUUGGCAAGUCCUGCUCUCCUACAGUUACCGAAGUCAAGUUGCAAAAUAAACAAAAGGACAGGCUAAAGGCAAAAUUUCAGCACAUUUACUAUGACCCAACAAUACAGGGUCAGUCAACAUUCUUGAAUGAAAUUUACACAGAGCUGUACAUCACUGAGAGUGACGGUGGGAAUGUCCAAAUGGAACAUGAGGUCAGGCAGAUUGAAAUCAUAUCCAAGACACAAACCGCAACAGAAAUACCAAUCAAAUGCAACGACAUCUUCAAGCCCACACAUGGACAUGGCAAACCUAUUAGGAAUGUCCUGACGAAGGGGGUUGCUGGAAUUGGAAAGACAGUGUCUGUACAGAAAUUUGUCUUGGACUGGGCUGAAGGUAAAGCAAAUAAAGACAUCGGGUUCAUUUAUCCAUUUGCAUUCCGUGAACUAAACCUGAUGAAGGGGGAGAAGUUCAGCCUGAUCAGUCUUCUUCAGUGUUUUAACAUGGGUACGUUUGAAGCAAGUUGCAAAGUUCUCUUCAUCCUUGAUGGACUGGAUGAAUGUCGCUUUCCUUUAGACUUUCAGAACAACCGGAGAGUGUCUGAUCCAACAGAACAAGUGUCUAUUGAUGUCCUACUGACAAACCUCAUCAAUGGAAGCCUAUUUCCUGAUGCUCUUCUCUGGAUCACUUCUCGUCCAGCAGCCGCCAGUCAGAUCCCUCAACAGUGCAUUGACAUGGUGACUGAGGUACGAGGAUUCAAUGACCCCCAGAAGGAAGAGUAUCUCAGGAAGAGGAUAAACGACCAGAGUUUGGCGAGCAGAAUCAUUGCGCACAUCAAGUCCUCAAGGAGCCUUUUCAUUAUGUGCCACAUUCCUGUCUUCUGCUGGCUUUCUUCAAUGGUUUUGGAGAGAACUAUCAGUACUCUAGAAGGCAAGGAAGUUCCCAAGACACUCACUCAAAUGUAUAUACAUUUCCUCCUAAUCCAAACCAGAACUAAAAACCACAGGUACUCUGAUGGAAACGAGGGUCCAUCUGAUGAUGGCAUGAUCAUUAAACUGGGCAAACUAGCCUUUCAACAGCUGGAAAAGGGAAACCUAAUAUUUUACGAAGAUGAUCUCAGGGCAUGCGGCAUCAACGUCAAAGAGGCUGUUAUCUAUUCGGGAGUGUGCUCGCAGAUCUUUAAAGAGGAAUGUGCCUUGACUCAGAGUAAAGUGUAUUGCUUUGUUCACCUGAGCAUCCAGGAGUUUCUUGCUGCCGUAUAUGUGUUCCUCAUGUGUAAGAGGAAUGUUCUUGACCAGACAAGUUGCACUGCAUCAGAUGCUACCCAAGCACUCGAUGAUAUUUACAAGAAUGCCAUAGAUCGAGCUUUGAAGAGUGAAAACGGGCACUUGGAUCUCUUUCUCCGCUUCCUUUUAGGGCUUUCUCUGGAGUCCAACCAGACCCUUUUGCACAGUCUGCUCCCACAGGUUGGACCCAGCCUGGAAAACACAGAAGCGACAGUCCAAUACAUCAAAAUGAAGAUAGAGGAGAACUCCUCCUCUGAGAAAUCUAUUAAUCUUUUCUACUGCCUGAAUGAGCUUAAUGAGCUCUCCAUACUAAACGACAUUCAGCGCUAUUUGAGUCCCUCCAAACUUUCCCUUGCUCAGUGGUCUGCCCUCGUCUUCGUAUUGCUGACAUCUGAGGCAAGACUUGAUGUAUUUGACCUCAAGAGGUAUAUCAGAUCAGACGAAGGACUUCUGAGACUGAUGUUGGUGGUUAAAGCUUCAGAAAUUGCUUUGCUGGAUAACUGUGGGCUCACUGAGAGAUGCUGUAAAGCACUGGGCUCUGCGCUCAGCUCUGAUUCCUGCAACCUGCGAGAGCUGAAUUUAAGUGGAAACUCUAUUGGAGACACAGGACUGAGGCUUCUUACAGAAGGACUGGGAAAUGGCAACAGUAAAUUACAAACACUAAGGCUUUCAUAUUGUAGGAUCACACCGCAGGGCUGCCUCACUCUGACCUCACAGCUUCUUCCCAGACUUCCACACCUAAAAGUACUGGAUCUGAGUGAGAACAGCUUAAGACAGACAGGAAUUCGAGUACUUGCGACCUAUCUACAGAAUCCAGAGUGCAAACUUGAGAUAUUAAGACUGAAAGACUGCAGAGUUACCCCAGAAGGAAGUAAAGCUUUAGCAGCGGCACUGAGCUUAAAUCCGUCCCACCUGAAAGAGCUUGAUCUCCACUGGAACAAUCCAGGAGACGACCCAGGAGUUGAGCAGCUGGCUGAUGUCAUGAAGGAUCCACGCUCCAAGCUUGAAGUCUUAUGGGUAAGUUACGGUCUGCUCACUGAGAAAUGCUGCCAGGCUCUUGCUUCUGUUCUGAGGUGCCCCUGUGGUUAUCUCAAAGCUGUGGACCUGAGCGGAAACUCGAUACAGGACACAGGAGCAGAGCUACUGUCUUCUGGCCUGAGAAGCCCACACAGCAAAUUAGAAAUACUGAGAUUGGCAUUUUGCGGCAUCACAGAAAAAGGAGCUGCAUCUUUGGCUUCCGCUCUUACUGCAAAUCCUGUAACGCUCAAAGAACUGGACCUGAGUGAGAACCCUGUUGGAGACUUUGGAGUGAAAUCACUCUCACUUGUGAUAGAGGAUUUUAACUGCAGGUUACAGACACUCAGGCUUAGACAGGGCGGAGUCACGGGAGACGGCUGUAUCGCUCUGGCUUCGGCUCUGACCAGGAACCCUAUCCAUCUCCGAGAGCUGAACCUGGGAAACAACGAGCUAACAGACACAGGGAUAAAACAUCUUUGCGACGUCCUGAACAGUGACAGUGAACUUUUCCAGUUAGAGCUGAACGAGUGCUGCUUAACUGAGAGCUGCUGCAAUUCACUGGCGUCGGUUCUCCUGAAAGAGUGCUCUAGUCUAAAAGUCUUGAAUCUGGGAGGAAACCAAUUGCACGAUUCAGGAGUGAAUACUCUCUGCGUCGGACUAGAAAGUCCAAACUGCAAACUGGAGAUAUUGAGGCUGUUUAACUGUGGAAUCUCUGGAAAAGGAUGUGAAAUCUUAGCGUCAGUUCUGAGCAGAAAGCACUCGGUCGUAAAAAAACUGGACCUUAGUGAAAAUAACCUUAAAGACACGGAUACAAAGCAGUUGAACAUCUUACUUGAAGAUCCAGGCUACGAACUAGAUCAAGUCAAUUUAUACUGAACAACGCAAAGGAUGUAAUCAGAAGAUGGUCAGACUUGACGGCAAACAACCUGUGGACUUCUUGGAGCUCUUCCAGAAUAUAUUUAAUUUGUAUUUUUCUGUUAUGCAAGUGCACCUUUUUUUAGGGGACAUUAUAUUAUAUAUGAUGCUUAGAUUUUUGUUGUUUCAUAUGGGAACUAGUGUAGUCACUACUGUUUUAUAGUCAGUUGUGUCAGUUACAGUAACUGGACUGAUGAUUGUGCAAUAGAUUUUGAUGCAACAUGAUCAGUUAAGGUCAUUUUUUUGUUAGUUCAGAUUGAAUUGUGUAAGUGUUGUCAUAUUUUAUUUAAAUGUAUAUGAUAAGCCUUAUUAAGAAAUAAACUUUUUCUAACUUCUG